AUUUGCUAAGGUUUGGCCUUUACUCACCCGCAACUUGCAAGUUAUUUGGCUCGUCGGAGCGCCUUUUCUCGACUUUCCUCAAGACCAAAAUGCCCAGGGCGCCCCGAAACCACAGCAAGACCUACAAGGUCCCUCGUCGACCUUUCGAAUCCGCUCGUCUCGAUUCCGAGCUCAAGCUCGCUGGCGAGUACGGUCUUCGUAACAAGCGUGAAAUCUGGCGUAUCGCCCUUAUUCUUUCCAAAAUUCGUCGUGCAGCUCGUGAAUUGCUCAAACUCGAUGACAAAGAUCCUAAACGUCUUUUCGAGGGUAAUGCCUUGAUUCGUCGUCUGGUCCGAAUUGGUGUGCUCGACGAGUCGCGUAUGCGUCUCGAUUACGUGUUGGCUCUGAAGAUCGAGGAUUUCUUGGAGAGAAGAUUGCAGACUCAGGUUUUCAAGAGCGGUCUUGCUAAAUCCAUUCAUCAUGCCCGAGUUUUGAUCAGGCAACGGCACAUCCGUGUUGGCAAGCAAAUCGUCAACGUUCCCUCUUUCGUCGUUCGACUUGACUCCCAAAAGCACAUCGACUUUGCCUUCACUUCUCCCCUCGGCGGUGGAGGACCUGGUCGUGUCAAGAGAAAGCGUGCUGCUGCUGCCGCCAAGAAGGAGGGCGGUAACGAGGAAGAAGAAGAGUAAAGGAACAAACUUGUAUUGCUUUCUCUAUCCUUCGCUUAUAUGACAUACCUUCAUGAUGUUUGGCAUUCUAUGUCUACUAAGAUGCAUACCACUACCCACAAGUGUGAAUGAAGUUCAC
Molecule: messenger RNA, 786 nt
Organism: Marasmius oreades (fairy-ring Marasmius)
Lineage: Eukaryota; Fungi; Basidiomycota; Agaricomycetes; Agaricales; Marasmiaceae
Exons: 5
Coding region: 90-668 (192 amino acids)
Biological process (GO): translation; positive regulation of translational fidelity
Cellular component (GO): cytosolic small ribosomal subunit
Molecular function (GO): structural constituent of ribosome; rRNA binding
Source: RefSeq, a predicted model, not a curated record